This is a messenger RNA of Seriola dumerili (greater amberjack), 2031 nucleotides long. RefSeq names its product nuclear factor I B (gene nfib). Gene Ontology annotation, biological process: regulation of transcription by RNA polymerase II. Gene Ontology annotation, molecular function: RNA polymerase II cis-regulatory region sequence-specific DNA binding; DNA-binding transcription factor activity, RNA polymerase II-specific. Lineage: Eukaryota; Metazoa; Chordata; Actinopteri; Carangiformes; Carangidae. The record is from RefSeq and is a predicted model, not a curated record. Gene Ontology annotation, cellular component: nucleus. Bases 253 to 1932 code for a protein of 559 amino acids. The transcript has 12 exons.
CAACCCCAAAAAACGAUCCAAAAAAGUAAGACUCGAAGAGGAAGGAAGACAAGAAAAAAAGAGAAAAAAACGCGAGGUGCUCCUAACUUCUUUUCACCGCUAUCUGCCAAGAAUUGUCUUCCGGUGUUGACUUUUUUUCUUUUUUUGCGAGCACUGCAAGAGAAAACCCUCCAAAGCACAAAGUUGAACGUGAGAAAUGUGAAGCUACCGGCUUGUGUGUUUCAACCAGGCUCCAGGAUUCCCUAUUAAUCCAUGCAGUACAGUGCAAUGGAUGAAUUUCAUCCCUUCAUCGAGGCACUUCUUCCUCACGUCCGUGCCAUCGCCUACACAUGGUUCAACCUCCAGGCCAGAAAACGCAAGUACUUCAAGAAGCACGAGAAGCGGAUGUCCAAGGACGAGGAGCGUGCGGUGAAGGACGAGCUUCUGAGCGAGAAGCCCGAGGUUAAGCAAAAAUGGGCAUCCAGGCUGCUGGCCAAGCUGCGUAAGGACAUUCGGCAGGAGUACCGGGAGGACUUUGUCCUCAGUGUGACGGGCAAGAAGCACCCGUGCUGUGUGCUAUCCAACCCGGACCAGAAGGGCAAGAUCCGCCGGAUUGACUGUUUGCGGCAGGCCGACAAAGUUUGGCGACUGGACCUGGUGAUGGUCAUCCUCUUCAAAGGCAUCCCUCUGGAAAGUACAGAUGGCGAGCGCCUUGUCAAGUCUCCACAUUGCACCAACCCAGCACUUUGUGUCCAGCCACACCACAUAACAGUGUCGGUCAAGGAGCUGGACUUGUUUCUAGCAUACUAUGUCCAGGACCAAGACUCGCAGCAGUCAGGAAGUCCCAGUAACAAUGAGCCAGGCAAGAACCCUCUUCCAGUUUACUUGGAAGACAGCUUCAUCAAAUCAGGAGUCUUCAGUGUUGCAGAACUGGUGCGAGUGUCCAGAAUGCCCAUCACCCACGGUGCAGCGGUAAACUUCUCCAUGGCUGACAUGCCCAGCCAACCCUACUACCACGACCUGAACUCCAGCGUGGGGCUGCAUCGCUCCCUGUCCUCCCCUCCCGGCAGCAAAAGGCCCAAAACCGUGAAUAUGGAGGAGAACAUGGACACUAGCCCGACAGGACCUGACUUCUACUCGUCACCCAGCUCACCGGCCAGCAGUCGGGCAAACUGGCACGACAGAGACGGAGACAUGUCCUCUCCUACCAUGAAGAAGCCAGAGAAGCCGCUGUUCAGCCCCACCUCUCCGCAGGACUCCUCACCACGACUCAGCACUUUCCCUCAGCCUCAUCACCCAGGCCUAACUGGUGUAGGACACAGUGUUAUAUCGACGAGGAGCCCCCCUCCACACUCGCCCCUGCAGUUCUCGGCCUCGGCUAUCUUGCCCCCGGCGCCGUCGCCCUACUUCUCGCACACCACCAUCCGCUACCCGCCCCACCUCAACCCUGCUGAUCCCCUCAAGAGCUACGUGCCGUCAUACGACCCGUCCAGCCCACAGAGCAGCCAGCCUAACAGCAGUGGUCAGGUGGUAGGAAAGGUUCCAGGCCACUUCACCCCAGUCCUGGCUCCCUCCCCACACCACAGCGCUGUGCGACCCGUCUCGCUCUCCAUGCCCGACACCAAGCCCAUCACCACAUCCGCAGAAGGCUACUCAGCCCCUGGCACCCCAACGGCUAAUCGUUUUGUAGGCCUGAGCCCUAGAGAUCCUACCUUCCUCCACCAGCAACAGCUGAGGAAGUGUGACUGGAGCGUGACUCAAAACGGCAGGCAUUAUGGCCCCAGUGCCACUGACGACACUUUGGGGAUUACUUGGCAAAGUCCUGGUACCUGGGCGAGCUUAGUUCCAUUCCAAGUGUCGAACGGGACUCCGAUUCUGCCAACAAAUGUCCACCAGAACUACAGCAUAAACAUCAUUGGUGAGCCCCUGGUCCCCGCUGAGACAGGGAACUGAACACGCAGAGGCCCGGAUGACCCCCAGGGUGAAUGGGUGGGUGGGGGUGUUGGUGGUGCAGAGCUAGCACUACAGGUGUCCGCAGCCAUGGAUGAAACC